AUGACCACGACUCCGCCGCUCCAAAUUGUGCCCUGCGGCUCGUACGACAUCGUCCUGGGCACGUCGCUGCUCCAGUCGCAGUACGUCGCCAAAGACCUCCUCGAUCGCCUGCCGUCCAUCUCGACGUUCGUGAUCCUCACCGAUGCCAACGUCGGCCCGCUGUACGCUGAGCCCCUUUGCGCUCAACUGACGGCGGCGCUCCUUCAAGCGGCCACCGCCCACUCCACGCGCCGCGUGCUCCUGCACACGAUCCCAGCAGGAGAAGCGUCCAAGAGCCGCGCGAUGAAGACCGCGAUCGAAGACACGGUGCUCUUCCCCGCGCGCUGCCAUCGCGACACGUGCAUCGUGGCCGUCGGCGGCGGCGUCGUGGGCGAUUUAGCCGGCUACGUAGCAGCCACGUACAUGCGCGGCGUCCCGUUCGUCCAAGUGCCGACGUCGCUACUGGCGUGUGUGGACUCGAGCAUUGGCGGGAAGACGGGCAUCGAUGUGGCCGUGGGCAAGAACCUGCUGGGCGCCUUCCACAUGCCGCAGCGCGUGUACAUUGACCUGAGUGUGCUGCAGACGCUGCCGAAGCGCGAGCUCGUGAACGGCUUGGCCGAAGUGGUGAAAGCCGGCGCGAUCUUCAGUCCCGAGCUCUUUGACCUGCUCGAGACAGAGGCCGAGACGAUCGUGGCGCUCGCGGACAUGGACGUCGUACAGCGCGUCGUGGCGUUGACGGUGCAAGUGAAAGCGACAGUCGUGACACAGGAUACGGAAGAGAGGGGACUGCGCGCGAUCCUCAACUUUGGCCACAGUAUCGGACACGGCAUUGAAGCGCUGCUGCAGCCCGAGUUCCUCCAUGGCGAGUGCGUUGCAAUCGGCUGCAUUAAAGAGGCCGAGAUUGCACGUGGUAUGGGCGUGUGCACAGCAGCAACGGUUGGUCGAUUGAGACGGUGUCUCACGACGUAUGGACUCCCCGUGCGGGUCCCAGAACAUGUAGCGACGCGCGAUAUCCUGGUGAAGAUGGAAGUCGAUAAGAAGAAUGCUGGCGGCGUCAAGAAGAUUGUGCUGCUGCAGGAGAUUGGCAGGGUGCUGGCUGACCCGUAUGCGCGGGCUGUGGAAGAUCGACAGAUUGAACUGGUGCUGGCGGAACAAGUUCGCAUAGUCCCUGGUGCCAAAGCAAACGGUACCAUUCGGGUCCCUGGAUCGAAGUCCAUUUCAAAUCGCGUGCUGCUUAUGGCUGCUCUUGGUAGCGGUCCGUGCCGCAUCACGGGUCUCUUGCACUCGGACGAUACGCAAGUGAUGAUGAAUGCGUUGCAGAAGGUUGGCGCCAAGUUUUCGUGGGAGAAUAGCGGUGAUGUACUGCUUGUCGAAGGCACUGCCGGGAGGUUUUGUACUGUGGCCGACGGCGAGGAGAUCUACUUGAGCAACGCUGGUACAGCUGCUCGCUUUCUUACGAGCGCGAUGACGCUGGUGCCGCACGAGGACAAUGGCACAGUGAUCGUCACGGGCAAUCACCGCAUGAAGGAACGUCCGAUUGCACCACUGGUAGAUGCGCUGCGUGAAAACGGAUGCGAGAUUGUGUAUACUGAGAGUGAAGGGUGCCCACCACUCGCGAUCCGUGGCACUGGCUUACGUGGCGGCGCCGUUCGGCUGGCUGCCAAGGUCAGCAGUCAGUACGUAUCAUCUGUGCUUAUCAGCGCACCAUACGCCAAAGAGCCACUCGUACUGGAGCUUGAAGAGGACGAACCGACUUCGCUACCAUACAUUCUCAUGACCAUACAGCUGAUGAAAGAGUUUGGUGUUUCGGUGGAAACGCUUGCUCCCAAUCGCUACCGUGUACCAUGCGGCGUAUACACAAAUCCUGACGCGGUGUCUGUGGAAGUGGACGCCUCGUCAGCCACCUACCCACUGGCGUUUGCCGCUAUUACUGGCGGACAGGUGACUGUAGAAGCUCUUGGCAAUACGAGUCUACAGGGAGAUGCCGCCUUCCACACUCUGCUGCGAUCGAUGGGGUGUACCACGAUGCAGGACGCUACUUCGACGACAGUGACUGGACCGCAGGAUGGCUCACCGCUCAAGGCUGUGGAAGUUGACAUGGAAACCAUGACUGACGCUUUCAUGACUGCUGUUGCCCUUGCUGCUGUGGCGGAUGGCACGACCAAGAUCACUGGGAUCGCUAACCAGCGUGUAAAGGAGUGCAACCGCAUUGAGGUGAUGGUGACCGAGCUGCGUAACAUUGGCGUGGAGUGCGGGGAGCUGCCCGACGGCAUUUGGAUCAAAGGUACGGCAGGCAAGACUGAUCACUUGAAAAAGGCUUCGAUCGAGUGCCAUAACGAUCAUCGUAUCGCCAUGAGCUUUGCGGUCCUCGGGUCUGUAGUAGACAAUGUGAUCAUCACCGACAAAGAAUGCACGGACAAGACAUACCCGGAGUUCUGGGACCACGUGCAAAUGCACCUUGGUCUUCAAGUCACACCUGUCGUCAAGGAGGUGACUGGCGAUAGCGACAUUGACAGCACAGUUCCUGGUGUGUUCGUUGUUGGCAUGCGUGGUGCUGGUAAAAGCUCCCUAGUGAAGGCGGCAGCCACUGCCAUGAAACUGGAUGUCUUGGAUACGGACAGGAUGCUGGAAAAAGAGCUUGGUGAGACUAUUGCCGACUUCGUCGCUCGGCACAAUCACACGUGGGAAGCCUUUCGCAAACUGGAAAAGGAUCUGCUACUGCGUCUGAUCUCGAACCCGCCUCCUGCUACCAUCAUUUCUUGUGGCGGUGGGGUCGUAGAGACCCCGGAAAUCGUGGAUGCGCUCGAGAAGUACCCGUACGUGGUGCACGUUCAUCGCGAUAUCAAGGAUGUUCUGUCGUGCCUGGAUUCUGUGGAGGAGUCGCAUCGUCCGUCAUUAGGUGACAGCCACGCGAAUGUGUGGGUAAAACGGGAUCCUCUGUAUCAGCGCAGCUCGUCGUUUGAAUUCGUUGUGAACGCUGGUGAUGUGGACUACCCGCGCAUCAAUCGCGACUUUGUGCGUCUUCUCUCCUUGAUCAUCCCCAAUCUGCCCACAAGUUUCGACUAUCGAUCUGCCUGUCGCUCCGAUACGUUCUUCCUGUCACUCACGUUCCCCGACGUGAACGAUGCGCGUCCGAUUAUCGAUGAUAUCUCGAAGGACGUCGAUGCGCUGGAGUUGCGUGUGGAUUUGUUGCAGUUUCCCGAGGACGUGGAGUUUGUGGCUGCUCAAGUGACACUCCUUCGUUCGCUUUCGACUCUUCCGAUCAUCUUCACCGUACGCUCGAAAGGGCAAGGUGGCGCGUUCCCGGAUGGCGAGGAACACGAGCAGAAGAUGUUUGAGCUGCUUCGACUGGGUGUUCGCCUGGGCUGUGAGUUCGUGGACAUGGAAACGUGCUGGUCGCCUAAGGCACGUGAGCAACUGGUGGCCGGUCGCCAUCGAUCCGCCAUUAUCUCAUCCUUCCACGCCGUGCAAAAGCCUUCGUCAGAGGCUGACAUCAAUACUAUCUUCCGUGAGUGCUACUCGGAAGGCAAAGUGCAGAUCGUGAAGGUGGUGGUCAAGGCCUAUUCUCCAGAUGAUGCCCUCACGGUUGGCCACGUUGCCAAACACUUCGCGCACGCGUGGCAGCAGCAGAUGCCGAUCAUUUCGCUCUGUACCACCGACGCAGGCAAGCUGACUCGUGUUUUGAACCGCACACUCACGCCGGUGACACACCCGCUGUUGCCUGCAGUCGCGGCGCCUGGGCAACUUUCUGUUGAAGAGAUUAUGACCCUGCGCAAGCAGCUUGGGCUACUUCCAGCUCGUGAGUUCUACCUGUUCGGAUCACCGAUCCAGAAAUCGCCCUCGCCUGCGAUGCACAAUGCUGGGUUCGAGUCCGCGUCGCUCACAUCGCUGUUCACAUACAGCCUGCAUGAUACCACGGACGUCCUGGAAAUCGUGGAGCGGAUGCGAGCACCAGAUACGAGCUUUGGUGGUGGUUCCGUCACGAUUCCACUCAAGCUGGAUAUCAUGGAGCACCUGGACGAGCUCUCGCCAGCUGCACAGGCCAUUGGAGCUGUGAACACGAUUUUGCGUGAGGACCGGAACGGCUCGCCGUAUUGGAAGGGUGACAACACGGACUGGCUAGGCAUCUUCCGUCCCGUCAGCAAGCGACUCGCGACGCUCUGCGUGAAAAAGCCCGUCCAUGAGCUAACUGCGCUUGUAAUUGGCGCAGGCGGCACUGCCAUGGCUGCGUCGUACGCGAUGCGCCAGUUGGGCGUCGGCAAGCUGUUUAUCUACAACAGAACAUUCAACAAAGCUGUCGCUGUCGCUGCGCGCUUUGACGCCGAAACGCUGUCAGAGUUAACGCCCAGGAGACUCGCUACGGUGGACGUGGUAGUGGGCACGAUUCCAGCACAGGCUGGUUUCCAGCUGCCCGAUCACCUCGUGGCUCCGCGCAGUGACGGCAGCAAGGUCGUGGUGCUAGACGCCGCCUAUAUGCCUCCUAUCACACCGAUGUUGGCACACGCGCAUGCGGCGGGCGGUGCGAUGUGCAUCCAGGGCUACGAGAUGCUGUACGAGCAGGCGAUCGAGCAGUUUUACCGCUGGCACAAGGCCACACGAGUAUGGACUGUAAACGAGGAGGCGAUCAAAGAGGCGUGCCGACAACACGUGCCAGUCGAUCAGCGACUCUCCCCAGCCUGA
This is a messenger RNA of Peronospora matthiolae, 4659 nucleotides long. The record is from the annotation of a GenBank genome assembly. Lineage: Eukaryota; Oomycota; Peronosporomycetes; Peronosporales; Peronosporaceae.